AUUUCCGAUUUUUUUUAGCGUCGUUGUCACACGGCAUCAGACGCUCGGCGGAGGCGGUUCUCAGAUUGCUUCUGUCCAAUUUUCGCUAGUAAAUCGGAACUAUGACGGAUUACUCGCCCACGGAGAAGGAUACUGCUGUCCUGGACGUGGCCGAUACCCCUGGAAUGGCGGGAAGUGCCGCUCAGACAGUGCCUGUCGUCCCAGAGGAGGAGGGCAGUGCUGGCCAAUUUACAUUUGUUGUCCACAAGGGUGAGGGGAGUACCGCCCAAGAGUCCGUUGUCCAAGAGGGUGAGGGGAGUGCCGCCCACCAACAGUCCCUUGUCCAAGAGGGUGAGGGGAGUGCCGGCCACCAAGAGUCCCUUGUCCAAGAGGGUGAGGGGAGUGCAGCCCACCAACAGUCCCUUGUCCAAGAGGGUGAGGGGAGUGCCGCCCACCAACAGUCCCUUGUCCAAGAGGGUGAGGGGAGUGCCGCCCACCAAGAGUCCCUUGUCCAAGAGGGUGAGGGAAGUGCCGUCCACCAAGAGUCCCUUGUCCAAGAGGGUGAGGGGAGUGCCGCCCACCAACAGUCCCUUGUCCAAGAGGAGGAUGUGGAGAUGAGGCGGGGCGUUGUACAAACAGCGUUAGUUCCUGUGGAGCGGAGGAGUGUUCCCCAAACAAUACCCACUGGCUUCGAGGAGGAAUAUGACCUCGACGGUGGCUGGGGAUGGUGCAUUGUCGUUUCCGGAUUCAUCACGCUGUUUAUCCUAACAGGCAUAAGCUUAAGCCUCGCCACGCUACUGGGUGCCUACAUGGCAGAGCUGAAGGCUCCGGAGUCGCUCGGAAUAUGGAUCUUCAACGUGCAGAGCGCCGUGUGGUGCUUCGCAGGUGCGUCAGAGAAUAAGGGGCGCCGUGAGGAACUUGUGGAAUUAGGGGCCAGAGGGACUGGGGCUGUGCUGGAGGAGAGACGGGUUUAG
Penaeus chinensis is the source of this 953-nucleotide messenger RNA. RefSeq lists its product as uncharacterized. NCBI's taxonomy places the organism in Eukaryota, Metazoa, Arthropoda, Malacostraca, Decapoda, Penaeidae. The record is from RefSeq and is a predicted model, not a curated record. Bases 102 to 953 code for a protein of 283 amino acids. The transcript is spliced from 3 exons.